CUAAUGUUUUCUGUUCCCUGGGGCCACAGUGUUUUCAACGGGACUCAACUAACUACUUACCGGACUCGCCAUGGCCGCUUGACCCAGGCUGAAAUACCCUUCUUCCGUUAUAAUUUCUUAGAAACAUUUGCACAAACUUUUCCCAGACAAACUUUCGUCUUUUGUGUAGUUUUUAUGUCAAGAAGGAAGGAUGCAACCCCCACCGAGAAAGGUCCGGGUCACCCAGGAGCUGAAACACACUCAUGCAGAGCAGAUGAGCAGAUUACAAAUCAAACACCAGACAGAGUGUGACCUCCUGGAAGACCUGAGGACUUUCAGCCAAAAGAGGGCGGCUGUAGAGAGGGACUACGCCCAGGCCCUCCAGAAGUUGGCAAAUCAGUAUCUAAAGAGGGAAUGGCCGGACAGUCUGACAGAAGAACAAACAGACCAUAGGAACAUGUAUUGUGUAUGGAGGGCAUAUUUGGAAGGCACGGUCCAGGUCACCCAGUCCAGAAUCAGCGCCUGUGAUAACUACAAAGUCCAAGUCGCCGAUCCAGCCAAGACGGGCCGUCUGCAGAAGGAACAGCAGCUGAGGAAGUGUAUUGAACAGCUGACGGUGGUUCAAGCUGAGCUGCAGGAGUCUGUGAAGGAGCUGACCAAGAGCAGGAAGAAGUACCAGGAGGCCGAGACGAUGGCGCAGGCCGUCCGAGAGAAGGCAGAGCUGGACGCAAAGUAUGAACCAAAUUACUCCACCAUCUUUGUAAACCUGUGAAUACACAAAGUGGAA
Messenger RNA from Cottoperca gobio, 766 nucleotides. Its product is annotated as F-BAR and double SH3 domains protein 2-like. Gene Ontology annotation, biological process: neuromuscular synaptic transmission; regulation of actin filament polymerization. The transcript is spliced from 6 exons. Gene Ontology annotation, cellular component: neuromuscular junction; recycling endosome. Lineage: Eukaryota; Metazoa; Chordata; Actinopteri; Perciformes; Bovichtidae. The record is from RefSeq and is a predicted model, not a curated record. Bases 191 to 751 code for a protein of 186 amino acids.